Molecule: messenger RNA, 1792 nt
Organism: Megalops cyprinoides (Indo-Pacific tarpon)
Lineage: Eukaryota; Metazoa; Chordata; Actinopteri; Elopiformes; Megalopidae
Gene: ppid
Product: peptidylprolyl isomerase D
Exons: 10
Coding region: 81-1196 (371 amino acids)
Biological process (GO): protein peptidyl-prolyl isomerization; protein folding
Molecular function (GO): protein binding; peptidyl-prolyl cis-trans isomerase activity
Source: RefSeq, a predicted model, not a curated record
CACAAGUAGCUGUAGACGGUGCUGAUCCGGUGCUAUCAGAAGAACUGUACCGCGGAUAUUUUCCAAAAACCAAGCGAAAAAUGUCAAACGCAACACCUGCAAGCAAGCCCUCCAACGCUGACAACCCUCGGGUUUUCUUAGACGUUGAUAUUGGCGGAGAAAGAGUGGGGCGUAUAGUGUUAGAGCUAUUCGCUGAUGUCGUCCCUAAAACCGCCGAGAACUUCAGAGCUCUCUGCACCGGCGAAAAGGGAGAGGGUGCGACUACAGGGAAGCCACUGCACUUCAAAGGAUGCCCUUUCCACAGGAUUAUUAAGAAGUUCAUGAUCCAGGGAGGGGAUUUCUCACGUCAAAAUGGCACUGGAGGAGAGAGCAUUUACGGGGAGAAGUUUGAAGAUGAAAACUUUCAGUACAAGCAUGAUAAGGAAGGUUUGCUGAGCAUGGCCAAUUCUGGACCCAACACAAAUGGUUCCCAGUUUUUCAUCACCACCGUACCGACCCCGCAUCUUGAUGGGAAGCAUGUAGUCUUUGGGCAGGUUCUAAAAGGAAUGGGGGUUGUCAAAAUUUUGGAGGCUGCGGAGACAAAGGAGGAUGCCCCAGUGAAGCCGUGCAUCAUAGCUGAGUGUGGAGAACACAAGCAAGGAGAUGACUGGGGGGUUGCACCAAAUGAUGGCUCAGGGGACACCCAUCCAGACUUUCCAGAGGACUCAGAUAUAGAUUUCAAAGACGUUGACAAAAUUUUAUCAGUUGCUGAAGAUGUCAAAAGUAUUGGGAACAACUUCUUCAAAACCCAAAACUGGUCAGCAGCUAAUAAGAAGUACUCCAAAGCCCUAAGGUACCUGGAAGUCUGUGGAGAUGUGGUGGACGAUGACGACGCACAGAAAAAACUUGAACCCAUAGCCUUGAGCUGUAUUUUGAACAUUGCUGCUUGUAAGCUGAAAAUGCAGCUCUGGCAAGAAGCCAUCGACAGCUGCAGCGAGGCACUUGAACUGAACCAAACAAACACUAAAGCACUGUACAGGAGGGCUCAAGGAUGGCAAGGAAUGAAGGAGUACGAUAAAGCACUGCUUGACCUUAAAAAAGCUCAAGAAAUAGCACCAGAGGAUAAAGCUAUUGGGAACGAGAUACUGAGGGUCAGACAGAAGGUGAAGGAGGAGAAGGAGAAGGAGAAGAGAACAUAUGCAAAAAUGUUCGCGUGAAGAUUUCCACUGUAGAUACUGAGGAGGGUUAUCUCACUGUGCGGACAUGAGCAACACAUUCAGAUGGCCAGGCGGGAAUUCGUGGUCCCUUCCUUUGACAUUUGAACCAUACACGGGUUUAAUAGCCUACACCUGUGGUAUCAACAUUUACUUUGACUUAAGAUCAGCCAAGCCAAUAGUGCUAUAUUUUGAGUGAUAAGAAUAUUUUCUGGUCUAUUUUAUGUAUUGUCUAAUUGUUUGGUGGGACAAAAAACAUUUCUAUUAAAUGAAAUUGUAAAGAUGCACUAUUAGAAGCAACAGGAAGGUGAGAAUCCUGGACUGUCUCACACAUGCAUGGUCGAAGGUGCAAGAAAAAUAUCUUGUGUUCAACAUGUCAUAUGCUUUUACCUCCUUUUACUGUACCAGGUGAACUUUACUGUGUUGUAUCUGUUCCCAAGUAGAUUACUGUUGUAGACUGAACUUUUCUCAGUAAAGGACUGAUUACCUGAUCCCUGUUCAGUAACUUAUUUGUGUUUGCAAACUUUGAAUGGUUGCACAAAUACCUAACCACAAAAUUCAUACACUUGAAAUGCCACGUGAAUCCUGGGAUUUUUCUG